UAUAGUGUAAUCUUCAAUGUCAGGGAAGCUUAAAUAUUUUGUAAUCUCUGCUCCUAGCGCAUUUUCAUAAUUAUCUGUCAGACAAUUUUGAACAAUGAUACGAUAAGGAGAGCUACCUGCGUACUCACCUCAGUUUUACAAAAUAGACAGACCGUUCAGUCAACUUGUGAUCGUAAAAAUGAGUGCCAGCGAUGAUUUUGACGUGAUGCUGAAUGAAAUCGGCGAUUUUGGUCGGUAUCAAGUGGGCCAGUACGUUUUAUAUGGUUUGGUUUUCUUCUAUAGCGCGUUUAGCCCGAUUGUUUACAUCUUCACAGCAACGCUCGUGCCACAUAGGUGUUUGAUCAAAGAAUGUGGGGACGACAGCGAAACAUCUCCUUUCAGCCCAUCUUGGCUGAAAGACGCCGUACCUUUUACUUCUGGGGAGCCUGAAAAGUGCCUCCAAUUUCUCUCCUUGAAUAAUACUCCUGCACUUUGCGACUUUGACAACUCGAUGACAGUGAAAUGUUCUGAUUGGGUUCUCGGUGGGCCCGAGAGAUCCAUACAAACUGAGUUUGACCUUAUGUGCUCAGAAAAUGAAUGGAAAAUGGCGUUGACUGGAUCAGUCAACAGUUUAGGCGUUUUAAUCAGUGUUCCGGUAGUAGGAUAUUUUUCCGAUAGGUAUGGAAGAAAACUUUUGCUGAUAGUAACGCUCGUGGCUUCCGCAAUUCUGACUCUGGUGAAAUCUGCUGCUUUCGAUUACAUUUUCUUCAUAGUUUUUGAGUUUCUCGAAGCACUGUUUAGCGGAGGAAUAUACGGAAUUGCGUUUGUGCUAGCUUUGGAAUACGUCUCACCAAAGCGGAGGGUCGCUCUAGGAGAUAUGAUAGCAGCUUGGUCGUACACACUGGGGAACAUUUUUGUCGGCGUGAUAGCCUGGGCGCUAAAGGACUGGCGCCAAAUUUUGUGGGUUCUAAAUGCACCAGCUCUUCUAUUUAUUAUCCUCAUUUGGUUGAUACCUGAGUCCAUCCGCUGGCUACUAUCCCAGGGCAGAUACGGCGACGCAAAAGAUAUCUUUACCAAAACCUUAAAGUACAACAGAAAGCAGAUCAGCAAGGAGAGCCAAGAAAAGUUGGAUCUGUGGGAAAAUACUGGGUCUGCGAUUACCACGAGCGAUGGAGACGAAUCUCUCUGGACUUCGAUCAAGUUAGUCAGCAAGUCACGUAUUUUGAUAAUACGACUGUUCAUUUGCUUUUAUUGCUGGAUUGUUAUCACUUUUGUUUAUUAUGGAUUGACCCUGAACUCUGUGAAUUUGGCUGGAACAGAUGACAUGUACCUAAACUACAUUGUUGCCUCUCUUGCUGAUAUGCCGGCGGCCCUGUUAACAUGGAUCGGAAUGUCCAAGAUCGGUAGACGAAAGACCCUCUGCCUGACCCUUUUGGUCAGCGGAUUGGCGUGCUUUGUCAACCCUUUCGUGCCGGACGACGCAAUAGAAUUUCGAGUGCCUCUCUACGUUUUGGGGAAGCUGGCAAUCGCCGGCGCCUUCGGGGUCAUUUACAUGAUCAACGCGGAGAUCUUCCCGACCAAAUUGAGAACGUCCCUGCUCGGCCUGUGCUCCAUGGUGGGACGCAUUGGAAACAUUCUGGCGCCACUCACCCCUUUGCUGACGAAAUAUUCCAAGUUUCUGCCGCUGUCAAUUUUCGGCGUGAUGGCACUCGUCGCGGGCGGAUUGGCAUUCCUGCUGCCUGAGACGAAGGGACGUGCCCUGCCUGAAACAGUGCAAGACGCAGAAAAUCUCGGACGUGAGCAGAAAAGCAAGGAAUCGCGUUCUAAUAGCCACUGAUGUUAUUUCCAGAGCGCGCGGAAUAUAGUUUGCUCGUCAAAUAAGUAAACGUUUUCUUUCCUCUCUCUCUCUCGUCUAUAGAUGUGUUUUGCGUAAGCUGUGCAUGCAUAUAUCAGACAGUCCCAUGACAUCUCCUGGGAAUAGAACCUCAACCCAAUACCAAGAAGCAGCAGUGUAUAGAUCAUAUAAAAAAUAAGUACGUGCGAAAAGGCAAAAACAGCAGCAGCAGAGCAUGUUGUGCGCAUAAAAACACCUCCGAGGCACAUACCCAGUUUCGCCGAGUGCCAAUUUGCAUACAUAGCAGCCCGGGGUCGCAAAAAUAUGCAAGCAACUUUUCCAUUUGCAAUAUUGGCUUUAUUAGCCGCUGGAUGGGCGGAGAAAGAAAGGCAUCAAGCCUUCUGUCGUGUUUAUAUUGUAUGGUGUAAGAUGAUCAAUAAAAUUCUAUCGCGCAAAACCGCUCAAGGCGUCAUGCAUAAAUGCUUUCUUCCCACGACGGAAUGAAUAUUUUAUGCGUACUAUUUAUUAUUAACAAACGAUAUCGCUGAGUCAUGCUGAUGGUUUGCUGCGUAUUAGACACUUCCACCCGAAAUUGAUGCAAACUCAUUUCGCUGUAAUAUAUCAUUCUACAUUACGCCAUCGUGAAAAAUGCCGGGUGUAGGCCGAAAACCUGCACGCCAAACUAAAUACGCUGCCCGUCUGGGUGGAGUAAUUUGAACCCUUUCGUGCUAAUUAGGAUUAAAAGAUUAUUUUGGCUUCGGCGCACCACUCAAAUGGU
Messenger RNA from Cloeon dipterum, 2591 nucleotides. Its product is annotated as solute carrier family 22 member 2-like. Bases 179 to 1816 code for a protein of 545 amino acids. Lineage: Eukaryota; Metazoa; Arthropoda; Insecta; Ephemeroptera; Baetidae. Gene Ontology annotation, molecular function: transmembrane transporter activity. The transcript is spliced from 10 exons. Gene Ontology annotation, biological process: transmembrane transport. Gene Ontology annotation, cellular component: membrane. The record is from RefSeq and is a predicted model, not a curated record.